GGCGGCGGCGGCGGCUGAGGAGCAGCCGGAGCCUGCUGGUCUGAGGAGGAGUCAGCCCCGUAGCCCUUCGCUCCUUGUGCGCAAGGCAAGGGGGGGCCUCCCCGCCUCGAACGAUCCAUGACCAUGGGCGACAAGAAGAGCCCGACCAGGCCAAAAAGGCAAGCCAAACCUGCAGCCGAUGAAGGUUUUUGGGACUGUAGUGUCUGCACCUUUAGGAACAGUGCUGAAGCCUUUAAAUGCAGCAUAUGUGAUGUCAGGAAAGGCACCUCUACAAGGAAACCUAGGAUAAAUUCUCAGCUUGUUGCACAACAAGUUGCUCAGCAAUAUGCUACCCCACCACCUCCUAAAAAGGAGAAGAAAGAGAAGGUGGAAAAGCAGGAAGAGAAAAAACCAGACAAAGAAAAAGAAAUUAGUCAAAGUGUUAUAAAGAAGAGUACCAACAAGAAGACUAAACCAAAGUCAGAUGUUGUGAAAGAUCCUCCAAGUGAAGCAAACAGCAUACAAUCUGGGAAUACGACAACAAAGACCAGUGAUUCAAAUCACACUUCAAGGCCCAGACUGAAAAAUGUGGACAGAAGUACCGCCCAGCAGCUGGCAGUCACAGUGGGGAAUGUCACAGUAAUUAUCACAGACUUUAAAGAAAAGACUCGCUCUUCCUCUACAUCUUCAUCCACAGUGACCUCCAGUGCAGGAUCAGAACAGCAAAAUCAGAGCAGCUCGGGGUCCGAGAGCACAGACAAGGGCUCGUCCCGCUCCUCUACGCCAAAGGGCGAUAUGUCCGCAGUCAACGAUGAAUCUUUCUGAGAAUUGCACAUGGAAUUGUGGGAAACUGAUGAAAUCAGGGUAUGAAAUUCAAAUAUUCCACCUGUCCACUAGGCUGUAGUCCUGUUAAAGCUGCCAGUACCACUUCCUUCUUCGCUUCUUCCUCCUGUGCUUCAACAUGCUUUUUGGACAUCGUUCCCGAUGACACCAGAACUGUUUGGGCUGGCUGUGGGCAUCUGGCCACGAAGGAAUUUCGCACCCUGACAAUUACCUUUUGACACUUACGUAUUCCAUUGUUUUAUAUGAUUUUCCUAACAAUCAUUUAUAAUUGGAUGUGCUCCUGACUCUACUUUUUUAUAAAUCUGCUGUGCACAGUUUUUUCCCCCAUGAACAUUACAACCUUUAUUGGGGAGAGAGGGAAUGUGAUGCAGGUGGGAGGGGAGGGCUAUGGGAGGGUUUUUAUUUAUUGUAUUCACAAAUGUCAUCCCCUCGUUGUUUUUUCAGCAUAUUCUUUUGAGUUCAGUUCUUCUUCUUCCAGUUAUACUGUGUACUAUCAGUUUUGAUAUAAAUUAUAUAUAAAUAUAUAAAUAUAUAUAUAUAUAAAUAAAAUAUAUAUAUAGGGUUAUUUGAAACCAAUACAUGGAAACGCUGGUGCUUGAAACACUGUGAAGUGAAACAAUUUUAAGAUCUGGGACAGAGAGUGCUGUUUGUAAAAUUCUAAAACUAAACAGGAACCAGUCUUAGAUGAACAGUGUUCCUGGAAGUUCAAAAUGAAAUGGGGCCUGGCUUUCUUGUGCUUUGGCUGAAGAGUUCUGGACAAAGAUAGAUGUCUAUUUUCUUAUUUUUUGUUCUUUUUGAAAUCCAGAAGGUGCUCCAGAUCACUUGCAUUCCCAAUAGAAUAUCUGAAAACAAUAAAUUUCCAGCCCUUUCCUACAACAGUGUACACAUUUUAAAAACUACAAGCUACGCUGGUUUCAGAAUGCCUAGUAUUAAUGUAUAUGGUGGCUGCACAUUAACAUUGUCUGUUUUGCAUAACCAAUCCCACUCUCUCUCAUGACUUUAACUCUAGCCAUUGCCCAUAUCUGUAGUGGCUUUAGGGGGGAUGGGACAUUUGAAUAUCUAUGGGGGAAUGUCUGCAAGCUUUUAUGUUCAAGGCAAAACUGAGGGUGCCCCCCCUUCCCCAGCUACUACAACCAAGCCACUACAUGCUUCAUGCUUUUAUGUGUCAUGGCUUGUUCUCAAUGCAAAUCUUCCAUGCCUGACUGCUGUUUUGUUUUUAAUUUAAUUUAUUGUGUAUUCUGAGAGAGAUCUUUUUCUAAACGGCCCGUGGUCCAAUGAUGAUGCAUUUGGGAUUAUUGGUGUUUAGACAUGUCUGGAGAAAUUAUCUUGCUAUGGGAGCUAAGAUUGGUAAAAUUUCUUACUGGUACGGAAGUCAACAGGAUGGCCAGUAACUUCAAUUCUUGUUAGAGAGCUAUUCUGACAGUAAGCUUCCUUUUAGUUACAGUUGUGCUGCGAUUUUACCUAGCUUGUGUGUUAUCCUGCUUAAAACACUAGAAUGAAGAGAUGGAACACUGUUUAAAAAAAACCGAAAACAAAAAAACCCUUCAAGCUCUCAUUGUGUGGGCUUUUUUAGGCGACCCAGAGUGCUUUGCUGUAAUUUCAGUAACCCUUUUUCCGAUAUCAAAAUGGAUACCAUGUGGGUGUUUGUUCUCAAAGGGCCACUUGGCAGAACUUGGUGCUAGACAAUUACUGUACUAAUUUCUUGCUUGAAAAAUAUAAAUUAUUUCUGUUGUAUGGAGGCAAUGAAAUUGUUGUAUUUUAUCAGUUUAAAGUAGCAAACACAAGCUCAUUCAUAUCAGUUUUUAAAUUUUAAUCUAUGCUUAGCUGAAUAAAGCAACUCUGCUCAAAGAGGUAGAGUAGCAGAGCAGUGCCUUUGCAUCUGCAGUUCAAUUCUGAACAUGGUGGGUUUCUCAUUAAAUUGUUCGUAUAUCUAAUUAUUCUUUUUUGAAAAUCUUAUUCUUAAAGUAUUUAUUGAAAAAGAACAAAGAACCAAAGGAAAACCAGAUGAUUCUCAUAAGCUCUGAAAUACAAUAUUAUCUGUAGUUUUAAUAGUCCACAUCAAUCCACAUUUUUAACAUUGGUAUGAUAUUGUAAAGACAUUCCUUUUCCAAGUUUUAGUAUUCCUUUAAAGGAUCUCAGGGAGGGUAAAUUGGUCAGCCAUAAUUUAUUUUUUUGGAGAAAAAAAUAAUUUUUAAAGAGAUGUUUUGAACUUAGUCCCAGAUGUGUGUAAUUUGCACAGCUUUUUUAAAUAAAUGAACAAGGCCUGUGUGCAUUUGGCCCUUUCCCAGCAAAUACCUGAUCUAUGGGCAUAUGUAAUGGGAGUGCACUUGUAUAUACAAAUGGUGCAUCCCCUUCAGUGGCUUGCUGGAAUAAAGCCUUGGUGUGGGGAGAAGCAGUCUGCGUAUUGAGAAAAUUACUUAAUAUGGUGAAACACAACCAACUGAGCACUGCUGCUGCUCCAUUUAUUCUAGUAUGGCUUUUUGUGGGCUGCCAUUUAAAUGGCGCACAGCAGCAGGUGUUGGUGGGUUCUGCCCAGUGAAAUACGCCCCUUAGGUUAGGUGAUAAAAGCUUUAACAGUAAUGAACUGCUCAUUGGCUUACCAAUUCAGUGAAAUCCUCUUUGGGUUUUCUUUUUCUUUUCUUUUUCUCCCCCCCCCCCCCGCCUUUUUUUUUUUUUUAAUGUGUGCCUCUGUGACAUAUUAGCUUUUUAGAAUAAAGUAUGCAAAUCUAUCUUUGGCACAAGUGGAGUGACUGAAUCUGCAUUUGGCUGAAAUUGUCAGCUAAGCAUUCAAACUUUCUUGGGCCGCAUUUUUAGCUGUUGCAGUGUGACAAGACAGCAUCCCCCCCCCACUUUUUUUUUUUUAAAGCGUGAUGUUUAAAAAUGGAAUUCCCUUCACUUUCUGCAUCUCAGUUAUCCAUAAAGUAGUUGGAAAGCAUGUUUUAAAAUACUAGUGUAGAAGAAGGGCCAGAAAUGCUUGGUAGCCAGUGGCACAGAAAGCAGGUGAGGAAAAAGCACAGUGUUACAUUUGCAAGUUUCAAUUUCUACACUUUACACACACACACACACACACAUAUACACAAACACGUGCACACCCAUACACGCAACAGCUUGCUUGACUUGCUCAGUUUGAAAGAGUCAUGCAAAGGGAACAAUAAAAAGAAAAAUAGUUUUAAGAUGGGCAGUUUUAAUUAAAAGCAUUUUCUUGUUAAAAUUCAGUUUAUAUUUUAAAAUUGGGUAGUAGAUAUAUUCAUUGAGAGACACUUCCAUUUGCCUUAUCAGUACCAUUUUCAGUCUACUUUUUUAAACAACAGUUAACAUAAAUUAUUGAAGAAUUAUUACUUGCUGACUAUAAUAACCUUUGCUUGUAUGUAACCGAAAAAAAUGGUUUGAGAGCCAACAUUUAGAAUAUGACAAUGGAGCUGAACAGUUUUUAAUGCGCAAGCAGUUCUGUUCUUGUGUAUGACUUGUAACCUUAAUUUACUGUGUAAAGAUGGUUACAUUAUUUCUUUAGCUUUGUUUGUUUGGAGACAAAUAGAGAAUGCUUGUUUAAGUAUGUCGAGACAUAAUUUUAUCUUGUGGAUUUUUAUGUUAAUGUAUUAUACGAGCUAUAUUUUUCAUUUGCCCAGAAAGACAGCUUGUAUAACGCUUUUGGAAGUUUUCUGCUCUGUAAAGUCUUUAGAGCUGACAGUCCUGUUAGGUUUGUUUUUAAUCUUCAUGCUAAAAGUGUCAAUGGUGGUUUUGUGAACUGGUCAGAAAAAUUCACAGGUCUUAAAUGUUUUUGGGAAAUUUAUAUUGGACACUGCUCUUUGUCUAGCAAAUAAAAGAUGUUAAUAUAUUCCUGUUACCGGCAUGUGCACGACUGUUAUUAGAAGCCACUUUAUCAUUUUCCUGCUUUAAAUAGAAAUGUCUAUUUAUGAAUUCUGCUUGUAGUUUUUUCACAAAUAAAAUAGUAACAUUUAAUUAAA
Molecule: messenger RNA, 4787 nt
Organism: Elgaria multicarinata webbii
Lineage: Eukaryota; Metazoa; Chordata; Lepidosauria; Squamata; Anguidae
Gene: RYBP
Product: RING1 and YY1 binding protein
Exons: 5
Coding region: 118-804 (228 amino acids)
Biological process (GO): positive regulation of DNA-templated transcription
Cellular component (GO): nucleus
Molecular function (GO): DNA binding; transcription coregulator activity
Source: RefSeq, a predicted model, not a curated record